Messenger RNA from Nicotiana attenuata, 2326 nucleotides. Its product is annotated as beta-glucosidase BoGH3B-like. Bases 141 to 2027 code for a protein of 628 amino acids. Gene Ontology annotation, molecular function: beta-glucosidase activity. The record is from RefSeq and is a predicted model, not a curated record. Gene Ontology annotation, biological process: glucan catabolic process. NCBI's taxonomy places the organism in Eukaryota, Viridiplantae, Streptophyta, Magnoliopsida, Solanales, Solanaceae. The transcript is spliced from 10 exons.
UUAUGUAAUUGUAUCUAUAUAACACACACACACACACACUAAUGCUUCAACUACUUGUCUUAGUUGUCUACACGUCUACCCAUUUUUCCAAACAACAAGCUCAACAAAAGGCCAUUGAGGGUGUGUAAAAAAUUGGAAAAAUGGGGAGAAUGUCAAUACCCAUGGUGGGUUUUGUGGUGUUAUGCCUAUGGGCAGUGGUAGCAGAAGGAGAAUAUGUGAAAUACAAGGACCCAAAACAGCCAGUAGGAGCUAGAAUCAAGGAUUUGAUGAAAAGGAUGACACUUGAGGAAAAGAUUGGUCAGAUGACUCAGAUUGAGAGGAAAGUUGCCACUGCUGAUGUUAUGAAGCAAAACUUCAUUGGGAGUGUAUUGAGUGGUGGAGGGAGUGUACCUGCACCUAAGGCAUCUGCUCAGGCUUGGACCAAUAUGGUAGAUGAGAUUCAAAAGGGUUCUCUUUCGACCCGUCUUGGUAUUCCCAUGAUUUAUGGAAUUGAUGCCGUUCAUGGUCACAACAAUGUCUAUGGGGCUACAAUCUUUCCUCACAAUGUUGGGCUUGGUGUUACCAGGGAUCCUGAUCUUGUGAAGCGUAUCGGGGCUGCAACUGCACUUGAAGUUAGAGCUACAGGAAUUCCAUAUGCCUUCGCUCCCUGCAUUGCAGUAUGUAGAAAUCCUAGAUGGGGCCGUUGUUAUGAGAGUUACAGUGAAGAUCAUAGGAUCGUGCGAAGCAUGACAGAGAUCAUUCCGGGCCUGCAAGGAGAUUUGCCUGCUAAAUCAAAGAACGGUGUUCCUUACGUCGGAGGAAAGACUAAGGUUGCGGCCUGUGCUAAGCACUUUGUGGGAGAUGGUGGCACGUUGCACGGCGUUGAUGAAAGUAACACUGUAAUCAGCUCAAACAGUUUAUUUAGCAUCCACAUGCCUGCAUAUUAUGACUCACUCAGAAAGGGUGUUGCAACGGUUAUGGUGUCUUACUCAAGCUGGAACGGAAGAAAGAUGCACGCCAACCGAGAUCUAAUCACUGGCUUCCUUAAGGACAAGCUCAAGUUCAGGGGUUUCGUCAUUUCAGAUUGGCAAGGGAUUGACCGGAUUACUGAUCCACCUCAUGCUAACUACUCUUAUUCAGUUCAAGCUGGAAUUAUGGCAGGAAUCGACAUGAUUAUGGUCCCCGAGAAUUAUAGAGAGUUUAUCGAUACUUUGACUUCUCAAGUGAAAGCCAAUAUCAUUCCCAUGAGCAGAAUUGAUGAUGCUGUGAAGCGGAUAUUGAGAGUAAAAUUUGUUAUGGGUCUCUUCGAGAACCCAAUGUCUGACCCUAGCUUGGCAAACCAACUGGGUAGCCAGGAGCACAGAGAAUUAGCAAGGGAAGCAGUUAGGAAAUCACUCGUGCUCUUGAAGAAUGGCAAGACGCCUAGUCAGCCACUACUUCCUCUUCCAAAGAAAGCACCAAAAAUACUUGUUGCUGGAACUCAUGCAGACAACUUGGGUUACCAAUGUGGAGGCUGGACAAUUGAAUGGCAGGGCGUUGCUGGCAACGAUCUUACUAUUGGCACCACCAUUUUAACUGCUAUCAAGAAAACUGUUGAUCCUUCUACACAAGUAGUGUACCAGCAGAAUCCUGAUGCGAACUUCGUAAAGUCCAACAAAUUCUCCUAUGCCAUUGUGGUUGUGGGUGAAGUCCCAUAUGCAGAGAUGUUUGGCGAUAGUUCAAAUCUCACAAUAGCUGAACCAGGUCCUAGCACCAUCAGUAACGUGUGUGGAGCAGUGAAGUGUGUUGUAGUCGUAGUCUCAGGUCGUCCAGUGGUUAUGGAGCCUUACGUUUCAAAAAUGGAUGCUCUCGUCGCUGCUUGGCUCCCUGGAACUGAAGGCCAAGGUGUUGCUGAUGCUUUAUUUGGUGACUAUGGCUUCACUGGAAAACUUGCUCGCACUUGGUUCAAGAGAGUUGAUCAGCUUCCAAUGAACUUUGACGAUGCACACGUUGAUCCCCUCUUUCCCUUUGGAUUUGGCAUCACAACCAAACCAGUGAAAGGCUACUAAUAAUACCAAUAUGAUUAGUGCAGUCAUUCAGCCUUCAAGAGAGCUGUCUGAAUACUCCUGCUAUAUGUAACAAUAGAAAGGAAAGAGGGAACUCUAUGUUAUUCAUUUAUUUCAACAAUUUGUGCAAGUGCUGGCUGUAGAAAACAAAGCCAGUGAUCUUGCAAUUUUGAUUUUUCAUUAUUGGAACUGGGCUUGUUCACAUAAUUUAGCUAGUGGACUGUGCCGUGGAAUAUAAUUUAGGUGGUGUAUGUUAUCAUAUUAAUAUUAUAGCAGACUGGUGUUCUGUGUUUAUUUAUUUA